This is a messenger RNA of Anas platyrhynchos (mallard), 3836 nucleotides long. Lineage: Eukaryota; Metazoa; Chordata; Aves; Anseriformes; Anatidae. The record is from RefSeq and is a predicted model, not a curated record.
GCACACCUCUCCCGACACAGAGCGAGGGGGCGAGAAAGUUGCUCUGGAAGCAGCAGCAGCGGGAGCAGGAGCAGGAGCAGGAGCAGGAGCAGAGCCAGCCUUUCGCACACACGCACGCACGGUGGCAGGAGAGAGUGCGGAGCUGCCCCUGCCAGCACUAGGGCGGCUGGAGGAAAGAGAGGAGAGAUGGAGCCAGGUAUCCAGCUCCCAGGGAGGGCAGGCAGCUGAAGCUCUCGCAGCCCCUCGCCCGCCGCCCCCAGACCCCGCCGCCGAGCCGGGGGCAGCGCUCCGAGAGAAGAGAGGAGGAGGAGGAGGAGGAGGAGGAGGAGGAAGAAGAAGAAGAAGGGGGGCGGCGGGGAGGCGGCGGGGCUGCCCCUCAUCCCGCAGCCCUCGGGGGCAGCUCGCAGCCGGCCCGGGACGGGUCGGGACGGGGCCGGCCGGGGCGGGCGGGGGCAGGCGCCUCGCCGGGGGUCCCGCGGGGAAGGGGCAGCGGCGGGGGGGGGCGAGGCCACCGCAGCGGGGGGAAGCGGCUCCGGGGGCCACCCCCAUCCCCCGACGAGGGGGCAAGCGACAGCCGCCGGCUCCCUCCUCUCCGCGAUGUGAGAGCCGGCCCCGGCGCCCCCUCCUCCUGCCCUCCCUCCUCCUUCCCUCCGACGGCCCACGGUGCCUCUGGCUUGCAGGGCCGCCCGCAGAGACGCCGCCGGCCCGCGGCCCCUCGGGGGCUACCUGCCGGCCCCCGCCGCCGGCCAGCGCCGGGACCGUCGCCGCCGCCGUCGCCUCUGUCGCCGCGUCCCGCCCCGACGUGGCUCCGCCGUGGGGCUGCGGCCCCCCCCGCUGCUGCUGCUGCUGCUGCUGCCGCCGCUGCCCCGACGGCGGCGCGGCCCCCGCCGCCCGUCCUGCGGCUCCCGGGGCUCCGGCGGUGGCCCCGGCGCCGGGGACGGUGGUGGCGACGGCGGCGGCGGCGGCGGCUCCUCCUCCUCCUCCGCCUCCUCCUCCUCGGCCGCCGCCGCUGCGGGGCCCUAAAGCCGCCCGGCUGAAGAGGAUGGUGCGGCUGGCGGCCGAGCUGCUGCUGCUGCUGGGGCUGCUCCUGCUCACCUUGCACAUCACCGUGCUGCGCGGCGGCGGCGAGCCCCAGGGUCCCGGCAACCACAGCCAGCGGCAGAACACACUUACUACAGAUGACCAUUCUCCUGAAGACAGCUUUACCCUGAACCCCGAGGACAGAAGAGAAUACCCUGAUCUCCAGGCUGCCCACCGGCCAUUCCCUAAGCAGCGAUUCAGGCAGGAAAACGGGCACACGUCCUUACAAAGAGAUGGACCCAGAUCUUUCCUCCUGGAUCUCCCAAACUUCCCUGACCUGUCAAAAGCAGAUAUCAAUGGGCAGAAUCCCAACAUUCAGGUUACCAUUGAAGUGGUGGAUGGUCCUGACACUGAGACAGACAAGGACUUGCAGAAAGAGAGCAGCAAGCCUAGCUGGCCAGUCCCAUCACCCGACUGGAGAAACUGGUGGCAGAGGUCCUCCACCUUGACUCGCAUGAGCAGUGGUGACCAGGACUACAAGUACGACAGCACUACCGAGGACAGCAACUUCCUCAGCCCUCUCGGUGGGUGGGAUAGUCAUGCACCCAGUCACCGAACGUUUGAGUCCAAGGAGCAGCCAGAGUAUGAUUACAUUGAUGGUGAGGGAGACUGGAGCCCGUGGUCCCUUUGCAGCGUCACCUGCGGGAGCGGCAAUCAGAAGCGGACGAGGUCCUGUGGGUACGCCUGCACCGCCACCGAGUCACGGAGCUGCGACAGGCCAAACUGCCCAGGGAUAGAAGAUACCUUCCGGACAGCUGCCACAGAAGUGAGCUUACUGGCUGGAAGUGAAGACUUCAAUGCCACCAAACUGUUUGAAGUUGACACUGAUAGUUGCGAAAGAUGGAUGAGCUGCAAAAGUGAGUUCUUGAAGAAAUACAUGCACAAAGUGGUCAAUGAUCUUCCCAGCUGCCCAUGCUCCUACCCCAGAGAAGUUGCAUACAGCACUGCUGAAAUCUAUGAUCGAAUUAAGAGGAAAAACUUUCGCUGGAAAGAUGCAAGUGGCCCAAAGGAAAAACUGGAGAUCUAUAAGCCCACUGCACGAUACUGCAUCCGCUCCAUGCUCUCUUUGGAGAGCACAACGCUGGCAGCUCAGCACUGCUGCUAUGAUGAUAAUAUGCAGCUGAUUACCAGAGGGAAGGGGGCGGGUACACCAAACCUGAUCAGCAUCGAAUUCUCAGCAGAACUCCAUUACAAAGUGGACAUUCUGCCCUGGAUUAUAUGCAAAGGGGACUGGAGCCGAUACAAUGAAGCACGGCCUCCAAACAAUGGGCAAAAGUGUACAGAAAACCCUUCAGACGAAGACUAUUACAAGCAAUUUCAAGAAGCAAGGGAAUACUGAAAAGAUUUUCCUCCUCUUCAGACAGAAAGUAGCAUUCAUUUCCUGGAUGCCCAAGAACUGAUAACGGCUGCUGCAUUAUCUCCGUGACAGGAGUUGAUCAGUUUCUUUCUAAUGAAUGUAUAUAGUUGUAAUAUAAUACAUAAGUAUUUUUCAUAGUGUGUGUAAUUUAUAAACACAUAUCUCUCUAUCUCACACACACCUAUUUUUGCAUACAGACAUACAUAAAACUUGUCCUGGUAAGAUUUUAUACUGCAAUAGCGUUCGUUUAAUAAUGUGCAUUUCAUUUUAUUCCCCAACUAUAACAUAAAUAUGAGAUGGGGGGUGGGAAGGAGUGGAGCAGCUGCCAUCACCAUCAAGCCCAAAGCCCCAGCUGAGGAGGGCACAUAUUUAAAAGUUAUUAUAAACAACAGGAUUGAAAAAUGUACUCUUCCAUAUGGGAAUGGUUUACAAGAUUAAUGCACCUACGGCAUCAGUUUUCUCCAUAAUUGACAUCAUGAUUAGGCAUAUCUAAGAAAGGAAGAUUUUUUUUAUGGAAGGCUAAUACUUAAAAGUGGGUAUAGUACCUUACUAGCAAUUCUUGCUUGGAUUUCUUCCUGUUACCCUCUAGCUCAGGUCCUUGCUGUCCAUCUGGGGUAGGCCUGCAGGGAGGUGUAGCUGUGGUUUUCCUGUGGACAAGGACACAACUCAGUGGUUCUCCAGGUGUCACAAACAGACCAUUCCUGGAGACUUCUCAGAUACGGAACUACAGCUGGCAGGGCUUAUGUCUUACACUGGGGAGCAGAGCUUCAGGGCAGCUACCUGUAAAUUAAGCAUGCUGUAAGUCUUUGGAGGAGUGAGGCCACGGAAGGAAAUCAUGUCAAAGGCAAAAAGAAUCACUGUUACUUCUCAAUUUUUAACAUGAAGAGUGAUUAGAUCUGCUUCUUUCUUUUAAGAAAAGUUUAUUUUAUAAAAAACAGGAGAAGUGGAAAAUACAUUUCUAAUUCCCUCAGACAAAGCAUGGAACCAGCCUCUUUUCCCCUUUUUAUCAUAUGCUGAGUGUACAGUACUCUAUAGAAGAAGCUAUUCUUUAAGCAAGCUGUCUGGGAGGGACUAUGGUGAGUUAAGUUUCUUCCUUUUUUUUUUUUUUUAAAAAAAAAGCUAGCAUUAUUUUUGUAAAGUAUUUAUUGUAUUAUAACAAUAACUCACAUAUGGGAUGUCUCUUACAUGAAAGGCUUCUGUAGAUGGAACUCGAAUGCCAGGAAUAAGACUGGUUUUUUUAGGCAAAGGUUUUACUUCCAAAUUUUUAUAAAGUGCACGUUUACAUACAUAAUCCUGUAAUUAAGCACCUGAUACCCGUGUUCUUAUGGAAGAUAAAAAUUACACCAUGGGUAAAUAAAUACUUUUCCAUCCUUUAUAAAUACAGUUCCAUCCUUUAAAA